Molecule: messenger RNA, 828 nt
Organism: Aspergillus campestris IBT 28561
Lineage: Eukaryota; Fungi; Ascomycota; Eurotiomycetes; Eurotiales; Aspergillaceae
Product: alpha/beta hydrolase
Exons: 2
Coding region: 1-828 (275 amino acids)
Source: RefSeq, a predicted model, not a curated record
AUGUCCAAAAAUCUCGCCAUCGUCAUCUGUCACGGCUCGUACCACUCUCCCGCCCCAUAUCAACCACUGAUCCACGCCCUCAAGUCGCGCGGUAUCGACGCCUACUGCCCCCAGCGACCCACUUGCGACCUCGCCAACCUUAACGUCGGCAACGAUAUCCACCACCCGGACUUCGAUCGUCCGCCCCCGGAGUCCGGCUACCCCAGCGACACGGAAGACGUCAAUGUUGUCCUCGAUCUCGUCAAACAGCUGGUCCGCGACGGUAAGCGCGUGCUACUCGUCGGACACUCCUCCGGCGGCUGGGUCGCCAGCCAGGCGGCCAUCCCCGCGGUGCAGGCUACCGCGGGCCAGACCGGCGGCGUGAUCGGCAUCUUCUAUAUCGGAGCGUUUGUCAUUCCGGUUGGGGAGUCGGUGCAUAGCUUCUUCCAGCCGGCGGGUGGGGAGGUCAUCGCGCCGCCGUUUAUGGAGUUUCAUAAACACGGUCCUGAAGGUCUAGGGACGAUAGUAGAUGCUCCGCGCUUUCUGUUCAACGAUCUCGACGCCGACGAUGCCCAGAAGUGGACGGCGACGCUGACGGCAUCCCCGAUAAUGACCACUCCGCUCACCAACGACCCUUACAAAACGCUGCCGUGUGCAUAUCUCGUGCUGGAGAACGACCGCACACUACCCUGUGAGUAUCAAGAGAAGAUGGUGGAGUUGCAGACGCAGGCAGGGGGCACGUUCACCAUGUACCGUGCGCCGGCGGGUCACUCGCCGCAUCUAAGCUGGACGGAGGGAUUGGUGGAUCGGAUGGAGGCGUUUGUGGAGGGUCUGAGGGAUGGGCAGUGA